AUGCCUCGCAGCCAGGCAAUGAUCCAGCUCCAAGAGAUUGGAUUUGCGGAGAGCAACUUUCAUCAAAUCGCACCUGCACUGCGUCGGACUUACAAAGGCAUCACGACUGUCGCCCUUGCAAAGCACGGCGUUAUUUCAGUCGUCGACCCGCCGCAUCAAGAAGUCUCACUGCUGGGCUUCCCGCUGCUGCAGUUGUUGAAGGAGGACGCAGAAGCCUGCAUUCUCUCGGGCUCUGCGAAGGCAUCCGCUGCUUGGGAAACCAACUCCUCGGCAUUGGUGGUACUUCAUCCGAUUUUUGCUCCACAUGCUGCCCGAAUACUGCCGAACGCUGAGUGGAUUUUCAACGGGCAGAACUACAGCCGAGACUGCACCUCUGCCUUCGCCGCACCGGAGUCAACGGUUAGCGAGGCACAGUCGAGCUCGUUGAAUGACGAGACCCGUUUCUGCUCCUUCCCGGGCGUCUCGCAUCCUUCAGGCGGUUUGGCCUAUUUUUGGGGCUUCGCCCUGCUCUUCGCAGAUUUUGAGGACGCGGUGGACAUGGACCGUUUGCAUGAUCUUUACAGCGGUGGGUGGGCCGCUGCGGGGUUCAGAAACUUCUCUUGGCGAGUGACUGAUAUGGACAAGCCAUCUCGGACCAUCGAAAGUGAGCAGAUGCCUCACCUCACGCACGAAAGUGUUGACAUCGUGGGCGUUAACGCAGAAGUGCCAGAAAUUGGGCUCAGAUGGCGUUUCGAGCUUUCUCCCAUCGCGGGCUGGCAGGACCGCAAUGGCUGGUGGGUUUACACCCUCGUGGCCUUCCCAGUGACGCUGGUUCUCAGCGUCGGCAUGGGCAUUUUCGUCAUCGCCAGCUUGCGGCGGCGUACCCUGGACAAGUUGAAGCUCCAGCGAUACCGGAGCGACGUUCUUUCCAAGGCGGUGUCUGCUUCAAUCGAAGUCCUUGAGAAGUUCCAGUUCCCCUUGUGUCUGGUGUCUGUCGAUGACUUCCUGGAGUGUGGGGAGUACCCUUCGUAUGAACAGCUGCGCGAUUUGGGCAAGCACAUUUGGCUGGAUUGCUGUUGGGACGCGGAGGGGACCUACGAAGACGCAGGCAUCUUACUCGUAAGCUAUGAUGGCACAGACCGACAUGAUGAUGGCUUUCAUGAGGACGCUGACGUCUACAAG
This is a messenger RNA of Symbiodinium sp. CCMP2456, 1161 nucleotides long. The record is from the annotation of a GenBank genome assembly. Lineage: Eukaryota; Dinophyceae; Suessiales; Symbiodiniaceae.